Scaptodrosophila lebanonensis is the source of this 1128-nucleotide messenger RNA. Its product is annotated as zinc finger and SCAN domain-containing protein 10-like. Gene Ontology annotation, biological process: regulation of transcription by RNA polymerase II. Gene Ontology annotation, cellular component: nucleus. NCBI's taxonomy places the organism in Eukaryota, Metazoa, Arthropoda, Insecta, Diptera, Drosophilidae. The transcript has a single exon. Gene Ontology annotation, molecular function: DNA-binding transcription factor activity, RNA polymerase II-specific; RNA polymerase II transcription regulatory region sequence-specific DNA binding. The record is from RefSeq and is a predicted model, not a curated record. Bases 135 to 1055 code for a protein of 306 amino acids.
UCCUAAGCUUUACUACAAAAUGUGCCGAAAUACAUUGCUAUCAGACAGACAAACUUCGAUUUUCUAUACAAUGUGCCUGUGGAUUGUCCGUUCUGGACUACGAAGCCUUCCGAUUGCAUUUUUGCAGCGAUCAUAUGGAAGAUAAUGGAGAAGUAAAAAUAUCACGGACAAGCAGGAUAUCGGAGUUUGUUGGCAGUGAUGUUCAAAAACGAUCUAUUGAUCCUUUGGACGAGGAAAUAUUUGAGGCCUUGGCAUUGAAUCAGGACCAACCCUCAUCACCUACGCAGGAUGCAUGUUUGGAAGAGCCAUUACUCAUGAUUCCAGUACCAGAAACUGCAGUGUCCACUGCAGACAACACUGAAGUGUCGCCAGAGCCAGUAGAGCGGUCAGAUGACAUCAUCACCGAUGUGAACUGGGAGGAACCCUAUGCGCCACAGCUAUUAAAACACCAACAACGUCGUUUAUACAAGACACGUAACAAGCCGAAUGUAUGCACAUAUUGUGGACGCACCUUUCGACGACGAUACCUCCUCGACUCACAUCUGAAUAUUCACACAGGCGCCCGGCCACAUCAGUGCGAAAUGUGCGGCAAACAGUUUCGUGCCGUCUCUACCCUGACGCGCCACUUGCGAACCCACGAACAGCGCGAAGCAUUUCAAUGCCAACACUGCGAGAAGCUCUUCACACAUCGUAGCGCGCUCCUCAGCCACGAGAUGCGUCAUACACAGCAAAGACGCUGGCCCUGCGAUAGCUGUAGCAAAUCUUUCUACACACAAAAUCAAAUGGAUACCCACCGGCGCAAACUGCACGCGAAGCCUAAAAACGCUACAACAGAUUACCAGGCCGACGCGGACAGGCUACCGUUUACCUGUGAUCUGUGUGGCAACAGUUAUCGCAGCGCCUCCAUGCUCAGCACCCACAAGCUUAAGAAACACUACCGGCUGGCCAAGUAUAAAUGUGAGCAAUGCGGACAAAAGUUUGUGGACGACGACCGCCUGAGAACCCAUCAAUUUAUUCACGUGGAAUCAAUCAAAUUUGCAAAAGAGCCAAGCUGAAGCUUUUUCUCUGUACCUGUUUCUAUAAAUGUACAUGUCAUGCAAAUUAAAUAAUUGAUUUCCUUCAAAUUUU